AUGGUUGGCUGUAUGGCCAGACCUGCUGUUUCUUGGCAGGUGGAUCGGAUCAUCUUUUGUGUCUUCUUAGAAGUCGACUUCAAAAUCUACAAAAAGAAAAUGAACGAGUUUUUCCCUAUAGACGAUAAUAAUGAGGAAGAAGAAGAUGUGGACAUGAAAGAAGAUUCAGAUGAGAACGGUCCAGAAGAGAAGCAAAAUGCAGAAGAAAUGGAAGGGCAGAACCAAGAAGCAGAUGGUGUCAACACUGCUGCUGAGCCCACCCCUGCUUCAGAAGGAACUCUUCAAGUCUACAAUGAUGAAGAUUCUACAAAGGAUAACAGUGCAAAAGAAGAUGAAGUAGCAGACAAUUCUAUGAGUGACCAAGAUCAUCCUAACAGACAAGAGAAAGAUUCAAUGAAGAAUGAAAUAAAAAUUGAGACAGAGUCCCAGAGUUCAUAUAUGGAAACAGAAGAGCUUUCCUCAACCCAAGAGGAUACUAGUAUUGUUGAAGAACCAGAAGUGAUUCCAAUAGCAGAUGACCAGGAAGAAAAAGAAGGUGAGAAAGGUAGGCCUAUUCUUAAAUUAAAGCUUCAAAAAUAG
Molecule: messenger RNA, 579 nt
Organism: Chrysochloris asiatica (Cape golden mole)
Lineage: Eukaryota; Metazoa; Chordata; Mammalia; Afrosoricida; Chrysochloridae
Product: O-acetyl-ADP-ribose deacetylase MACROD2-like
Exons: 8
Coding region: 1-579 (192 amino acids)
Source: RefSeq, a predicted model, not a curated record